This is a messenger RNA of Aureobasidium melanogenum CBS 110374, 2490 nucleotides long. RefSeq lists its product as uncharacterized. The coding region runs from base 1 to 2490 and encodes 829 amino acids. NCBI's taxonomy places the organism in Eukaryota, Fungi, Ascomycota, Dothideomycetes, Dothideales, Saccotheciaceae. Gene Ontology annotation, biological process: positive regulation of transcription by RNA polymerase II; DNA-templated transcription. The record is from RefSeq and is a predicted model, not a curated record. Gene Ontology annotation, molecular function: zinc ion binding; DNA-binding transcription factor activity, RNA polymerase II-specific; sequence-specific DNA binding. The transcript has 6 exons.
AUGACCAUCGUACACAUUGUAUUCUUCAAGUUUCGUACCGAAGUGACGGACGAGCACAAGCAGAAAUUCGUGACAGAGCUGAAGAAACUCAAAUCGUUACCCUGUGUUAAAGAGCAGCGACUUGUGGUAGGAGGAGCAUCCAUAACAGACCCCAUUGAGCGGAGCAAAGGGUUCGAAUUCGCUCUUCUCAGCUUCCACGAGGACAGAGCCGCGCUCGAAGAAUAUCAGAAAUCCGAUGAACAUCAUCGUGUCACGAGCACAUAUAUGUUCCCUUAUAAGGAGGAUUUGAUGAGAUACGACUUCGAGGUCGAUGAGGCGGAUGAACAUCUCUUGGGAUUUUUGCCUCUUGCUGCGUGCGACGGAAUUUUGCCGACUUGUACUUCAUGCAGCAAAUCAACCAAGGAAUGCGAAUAUCAAAGUGGGAGCGCUGUUGAUAGUCAAGCACGAGCGCGAUAUACACAGCAUCUUGAACAUCGAAUUCGUUGGCUAGAGGAUAUCAUCAGAGACAGAUGUCCUGAUGUAAACCUCAUGCAGGAUGCGAGCAUAGGAAACGCUCAAAACCCAGAUGAUCCCUCGGGCGCGCUGCUCGAUGUUGCAAUAGCUCUUGCACCAGAAGAGUUCCACGAGCCCACAGUGGGGGCCGAUGUCUCGAAUUUCGCUUACGAUACAUCGAUGGACAACAUUGAUGCCACAGCGAACAACACCGAGGUUUCAACCAGCAAUCCGCAACAUGCGGACUCCAGUCUGGCCCACCAAAUUGGCCUCGUGUCGCUACCCAACGGAGAGAAUCCACGCUAUAUCGGACCAUCCAGCGGUCACUUCUUCACCCAGCUUGUGUGCACAGCUAGCGCAUUGACUAAGACUACAAACCCAACUCGUCUCAAUCGUGGUAACAUCGCCCUUCAGCGCGAUAGUGCUCUUACCGAGAAGCUCCUCCGAGAUAUGCAAACACCGCUUCCGUCAAGCAAAGAAUUGACACAGGAACUGACCCGGACGUACUUCAGAACAAUUCAUCAACAUCUGCCGUUCUUACAUGAACCAACCCAUAUGGGGUUAAUAGAAGAAAUGUUCUCAUCUAGUGAGCCAGACCCAGUUGUCGCUUUUCAAGUCUACAUGGUGCUUGCCAUCUCGUCUAUCAUGCUAUCACGCAGAGACAGAGUUGUGCUGCCCAGCGAAGGUUGGGCCGCAAUGGCUAUGUCAUGCUUCGAGAAGACCCCGCUCGAGAGUUCGACUCGGGGGCUGCAGUGCCUCUUACUACUACACGUCUGGGGUAUGCACAGCCCUGCAACAAAACUGAAUGUUUGGUAUCUCAACUACCAAUGUAUCGCAAUGGUCGUAGAUCUCGGUUUGCAGAGAGACGUCACAUCUGCGUUGUCAAUAUCACGAUUCGAUCAAGAAAUGCGAACGAGGCUUUUCUGGGUCGUAUACAGCUUGGACAGAUCUCUGUGUACAAUGAUGGGUCGCCCAAUAGGGUUGAGAGAUGAAGCAUGUGACUUGAGGCUUCCCGCAGAUAUCGAUGACACAAGUUUGGCACAAGCAAAUGUCAGAUCCAGAACAGCCGACGAGCCUCCUAAUCACAUGAGCUAUGCCAUACACUUGUUCAAACUUGCCAGACUCAACUCGGAGAUGAAGUACAUCCUCCAUAGCAUUUCUCGAGAAACGCCAGCCUAUGCUUAUCCAGCAGUGCGCUGCAUGAAGACCUGGCAAAGGGAUAUGACUAAUCGUCUCGAUCAAUGGGCUGCUGGGAUGCCACAAACGGCAGGUCCCAAAGACUAUGUGGCAAAGCUCUGUGAUAUCCGCUAUCACGUGUUGAAGACCCUACUUUUGCGGCCAAGCCCUGGCAUACCUCAACCGAGCUCAGAUGAUUUGAUGGCAUGUUAUAAAAGUGCUAUAACAGCUAUCAGGCUUUACCACGAGCUAUAUAUCGAAAAUUUGCUAGUGUUCAGUUGGGCAUCUUAUCAUUCGAUUAUGAUGAGUUCAGUCACAGCAUUCUUUUGUAUCUGGACCUGUCCAUCAGUUGCACAAGACGCUGUGAUUGAUGAGCUUGUCUCUGAUCUACGCGCAGCAUCUAACAUCCUCAGUGCUACAGGCGAGCAUUGGCCUGGAGCGAAGCGAAGUCGUGACAUUCUGGAUGAGUUGUCGCACAGGACUAUCAGCUGGAUGAUGGAUCGCAAGAGCCGCAGCGAUGACGGAACUCCAAAUGCGAGUACGGCACCCGCUCGUGAUUGUCCUGCCAAUCUAGGCUCGAGAGAUUAUCAGGAAACCUCUCUCAGCAACCAGUCGGAAACUAUUGUUACGACAGGACAACCACAAGCCAAUGAGCCGGAUGUGUUGAUGCAACAAUACAUCCGAAAUUGGACACCCGGUCUCGACUUCCUUCCAAAUUUUGAUGAAAUGUCAGACCCAAGCACGGGUUUCUGGACGGGUGACAUGAACACAGAUACGUUCUUGCAGAAUCUCUUUGACGGACUAGCUCCUAUGUCGUUUUGA